Neoarius graeffei (lesser salmon catfish) is the source of this 5772-nucleotide messenger RNA. It is a transcript of the gene ankrd52a, whose product is annotated as ankyrin repeat domain 52a. Gene Ontology annotation, molecular function: protein binding. Lineage: Eukaryota; Metazoa; Chordata; Actinopteri; Siluriformes; Ariidae. Bases 97 to 3303 code for a protein of 1068 amino acids. The record is from RefSeq and is a predicted model, not a curated record. The transcript is spliced from 29 exons.
UUUCGUUCGUUUAAACUCUCAGAUUGUCUUGUACUGUUUUUGCAAUAGUGUCGUCUUUCCUAAUGAGGGAGUUCCGUCCCUCUCUGGCACUGGGAGAUGGUGGUGUUAAACAUUUCUGACCAGCCACCCCUGGUCCAGGCUGUAUUUAAUCGGAAUGCAGAUGAAGUUCAGUUAUGUUUGCACAAGAAAGAUGAAGUCAAUGCACUGGACCAGGAGCGACGCACGCCUCUGCACGCUGCUGCUUGGUUGGGAGACGUCCAUAUCAUGGACCUCCUCAUCACAGCAGGUGCGAAUGUUAAUGCGAAGGACCACAUGUGGCUGACGCCGUUACACCGAGCAGCAGCUUCCAGGAAUGAGAGGGCAGUGGGGCUGCUGUUGCGAAAAGGGGCCGACGUGACUGCGAGGGAUAAGUUCUGGCAGACGGCACUGCACAUCGCUUCAGCAAACCGGGCCAUGCGCUGCACCGAAGCCCUGCUGUCCCACAUCAGCAGUGUGAACAUGGCCGACCGCACGGGCAGAUCUGCCCUCCACCAUGCCGCCCAGAGCGGCUGCCACGAGAUGGUGAAAUUGCUGCUGAACAGAGGGGCCAAUCUGAGUGCCAGCGAUAAAAAGGAGAGGCAGCCCAUCCACUGGGCGGCUUACCUCGGUCAUCUAGAGGUGGUGAAGUUACUGGUGUCUCAAGGUUCAGAUAAGAGCUGUAAGGACAAGCGAGGCUACACUCCUCUGCACUCUGCUGCUGUGGGUGGACACGUCGAUGUGGUCAAGUACUUGUUGCGCAACGGAGCUGAGAUUGAUGAGCCCAACGCUUUUGGAAACACCGCUCUACAUGUAGCCUGUUAUAUGGGGCAGGAAGCAGUCGCUAAUGAGCUGGUUAACCGUGGUGCUAACGUUAACCAGCCCAACCAGCGAGGCUUCAGCCCCCUGCACCUGGCUGCCGUGUCCACCAACGGCGCCCUCUGUCUGGAGCUGCUGGUCAACAACGGGGCUGAUGUCAACAUGCAGAGCAAAGAAGGCAAGAGCCCCCUCCACAUGGCAGCCAUCCACGGACGCUUCACUCGCUCCCAGAUCCUCAUUCAGAAUGGUGGGGAGAUAGACUGUGUGGACAGAUAUGGCAAUACUCCUCUUCAUGUUGCUGCUAUGUAUGGCCAUGAGCUGCUCAUCAGCACCUUAAUGACAAACGGUGCUGAUACAGCCAGGCAAGGGAUUCAUGGGAUGUUCCCACUGCACUUAGCCGUGCUCUACGGGUUCUCUGACUGUUGCCGCAAGCUGCUCUCCUCAGGUCAGCUGUACAGCAUCGUGCUGUCGAUGAGCAAAGAGCACGUGCUGUCAGCCGGCUUCGACAUCAACACUCCGGACGAGUACGGAAGAACCUGCUUACACGCUGCUGCCUCUGGAGGAAACACUGAAUGUCUGAACCUGCUGUUGAGCAGCGGCGCUGACAUGAAUAAGAAAGACAAGUUUGGGAGGACCCCUUUGCACUAUGCGGCUGCUAACCGGAGGUAUCAGUGUGUGGUGAUUCUAGUGGGAGCAGGAGCCGAGGUCAACGAGCCGGACCGCACUGGCUGCACACCUUUACACUACUCGGCUGCUUCCACAGCUUUCUGCAGGGUGGAUCGAGGCCAGCAGAGUCCAGAGGAUGGAGAGAAGGAGUCAUUCAUGUGUGUGGAGUACUUGCUGGAUAACGGAGCAGACCCGUGUCUGUGCAACUCCAAAGGAUACAGCGCUGUCCACUACGCAGCCGCCCACGGCAACAAGCAAAGCCUUGAGCUGCUUUUGGUGAUGUCCUACAAUAUAUCUGGAGAUGCAGAAAGCACUGGACCUGUCAGUCCCUUACACUUAGCAGCGGAGGCAGGACACUGGGAGUGUGUGAGCGUGUUGGUCGAGUCGGGCGUGUGCGUGGAUGUGUGUGACUCAGCGGGGCGCUCCGUGCUCUACGUGGCGUCUCGGAGAGGACACACUCGCUGCGUGGAGCUGCUGCUCAGCCAGUCAGCGUCCUGCCUGCUCACUGAGCACUGCAAUAAGUGGAGUCCUCUACAUGUUGCAGCUGCCAAUGGCCACACAGACUGUCUGCAGAUGCUGCUGUCUAGCGAAGAGGACACUGACCUUCCAAAUGUCUCAGACACAGAGGGCCAAACUCCUCUGAUGUUGGCUGUACUGGGAGGUCACACUGACUGCGUCCUCUUGUUGCUGGAGCAAGGGGCGUGUCCUGAUGCAAGAGACAGGAAAGGAAGAACGGCACUGCACAGAGCGGCACUGCUCGGGUGGGAGGACUGCGUCACGGCACUGCUCUCCCACAAUGCCACAGUCCUGAUGAAAGAUGUUCGAGGCUGCACUGCACUCCACCUGGCUGCUUCCUGUGGCCACGCUGAGAUCCUGUCCCGAAUGUUGUCUGCUGCUGACCACACCAACCCACGCCAUCCAAUCAGUGACUGCCAUGGUUUCACCCCCACACACUGGGCAGCCCAUCACGGUCAUGAAGACUGUUUGGAAGUUUUACUUGAAAUUAAACCAUGUAGUAUCAAGGAGGGAAACCCCUUCACCCCACUGCACUGUGCUCUAAUUAAUGGCCAUAGUGGUUCUGCAGAAAUUCUCUUGAACUCCAGUUUUGGCUCGUCACUGGUCCAUGCCAGGGAUGCAAAGGGAAGGACUCCACUCCAUGCUGCCUCCGUAGCCGAGGACGUUUCCGGGCUGCUCCUGAUUCUGCGUAUGGGGGCUGACAUUAACGCCGUGGACCACUCGGGACGCUCGGCGCUCAUGGUGGCUGCUGAUAAGGGCAAAAGCGGCGCUGUGGCCCUGCUGCUGCAUCGAGCCAAAGCUGAUCUGUCUCUUCUGGAUGUCAACAGAAACACUGCCCUGCAUCUGGCCUGCAGCAAGGCUCAUGAGAUGUGUGCCAUGCUGAUCUUGAAAGAGAUCCACAACCCGGUUCUCAUCAAUGCAACCAACAGCAUGCUUCAAAUGCCUCUUCACAUCGCAGCCAGGAACGGCUUGGCCACUGUGGUUCAGGCUUUGCUGAACCGUGGAGCCACAGUGCUGGCAGUUGAUGAGGAAGGUCAUACCCCUGCCUUGGCAUGCGCUCCCAACAAAGCCGUGGCCGACUGCCUCGCUCUCAUCCUCUCAACCAUGAAGCCUUCUUCCUCCAGCGCUCCCUCUUCCUCUCCCUCGUCCCCCAGGCUGAACCUGCUCAAGCAUUGUGGCAUCACAGCCGCUUGCCCCCCUUUGCCCAACGGAGGCCUUCGCCACACCUACGGCAAAGAUCGGCACGGCGCUGCCUUCGGAUUGGACGGAUGUCUGACCGAAUUCUGAAACGUUUGUCUGCCGUUUGUGCAGCGUGUUUACUGAGGAAAAACUCGUGCUACCAUCGCCGAACCAGGUGGGCGUGGUAGGGAAUCAGGUUCAAAGUGAGUAUUUGACUUUUUGUUUGUUUGUUUCAAAAUAAAUACCCAAUAAAAAGUUUUUCUGCAAGUUAAUACUCAGUAGGAUUUUUAUUUCUUUCUUCGAUUUAAGUUGCAGAAGACUGCAAACAAACAAAUGCUGCUGAUCGCUGGCCUACUUACUUGUUCAUACUAGUAAGAAAUGAUAGAUAAAACACUCCUAGCCUGGAAACAUUUGUUUCCUGUGUCCCCGGGCUGCUGAUUUGUCCACCCCUGAUGGAUAUUACAUCACACACCUACUUUUUAAAUCGGAUUAUUUAUUUCUUUGUGUAGUGAAGUGUUCUGAGCUGAACCACAGCGAGCACAUUGCUUUGAGGUUGACGACAAUGUACAGUAUAUAUUUUUUAAACUUAAAGUAGCCGAGUGUUUUAUGGCCAAGGAUCAAUCUAUGAUUCUGUAGAGACGGCCAGUGACAUUUAAUUUUUGUCCUAAAACAAGCAAUAUAAUCAAGAGACAGGUGUAUAUUUUGAAAGGUGGUGAUUUGCUGGGUCACUUUGGCUCGUGGAUUCUUGUUUGCUUUGGUUGUGGGGUUUUUUGUUUUGUUUUGUUUGUUUUUGUCUGUGGCACCUUAGGUAAAACACCCUCUCCUUGAGAGAGCCUUACUUCAGUCAGACUGAAUGUGAAUUUGCUGUGUACAGGAUUUCAGGCCAUUUUGAAUGGACUGGCUGCAUUCAUGCUCGGGUCUCGUACCUGAAUCCGGUUUCACAAAAGACCCGAAGUCUAUGAGACUUUUAUUGUUUUUUGCUGUUACAAAAGAAAUGCAAAAAUACUAUGCUCUGAUCAUGUCAGGCAGCACCGUGUGUGUGUGUGUGUGUGUGUGUGUGUGAAGUUAGUAUGGGGUCAUAUCAAACCUUGUAUACCUCAUCAGCAUAUCUGCAAAUACUGUUUGGUUUUUUUUUUUGGUUGGUUUUUUUUCCCUUUUUUUUUUUUUCCUGUGUGGUUAGGGAAAAGACACCAUCACCAGCAUGUGCUCGAAGCCUGGGACCACAGCGGGGGGGUGUACCAUCACUACUCAAACCCCCUGCGUCAGCCAAAACACAUCACACUCACAUCUACUGCCUUCUCUAAAAGCAUGACCCAAACCAGAGUUGAUUUUCACUGUUUUAUCUGUUUAUUUACUGUUCGCAGCGUUCUGAGGAGUAGCAGAAUUAUUCCUACCUCUGCGUGUCGCAGCUUGAUGUAUAUCCGAAUCUCUCACCUUGUCAUGGUGAUGAAAUGGAAAAAUAUGUAUAUGGAACAGAUGUGCGUGUAAUUUAUCGUCAACAAGCGGUAAUAUUAAAAUUAAAAAAAAAAUGUAAAGUGCUCGAUUGUGUCUCAGUGUAAAAUGAAAGUGUAUACACAGCAGAGUACCACUGGAAUGUGAAGCCAGACUGUAUUAGAAAAUUGCCCCCCCCCCCCCCCCUCUUCCUCCCAUCUUUCUGAUGAUGUCACGUGUUUCUGAUGUUUGCUAAAAAAACAGGGAAGCCUAUCAGCCUAUCUAUUACAGCUUGUGUAUACUGUACCUUUUAUACCUGCUGUAUCUUUUUUUUUUUUCUCUUUUCUCCAUUGUGGUGUUUUUUUUUUUUUUGGUUUGUUUGUUUGCUUGGUUUUUUUUUCCCCCCCUCCUCGUGUCUUCAGUUUCUUUCUCCCCUGACCCUUUAAAUCACUUCUCAAUGUUCACUGUGAGCCCUCUGAAUUCAAGUUUACAACUCUUCAUGGAGUGUGUGCGAGAUUCCGGGUGAGUUUCGGGCAUUGUGCGGGUGGGUAGGUGCAUGCAUGACUUUGGUACCUAAGCAACAAUUCAAUUUUCUACUGGCGGUUGGGGGGUUUGAAAGGGCGAAUAGGUCAGCGUUAUUAAUAACGGGGUCCUUCCAGUUCCCCGAGCCUUACACCGUUCCAAAAUCAAAUUAAACCAUUCAGCCUUUGGACAUCUGUAGCCACCUUCAGUUCAUUGUAGUGUCCUAAAAGCAUGAAUCGUUAAGGAAGCUACCCCACCCCCAUGUCGUACCCUUUCACACCCCCUAGCUGUGCCCACCCCAAAAAAAAAUAAAAUAAACCUCAAGCCAUUCAUUUCUUUGUGUGAUGAUGCAAUCCUGAAAGCACUUUGCCUUGUUAAUUCCUAGUAGGAGCUUGUAAUUGGUUAAUUGUUACUAACAGAUGUGAACAUCUGUAACAUGUAUUUAACUAAGAAGGAACAUUUAUCAUUGUUUUGAAUUUGGUAUUAUAUGAACUCGAUCUGACUUUAAAAUACAGAAAAAAAAAAUCCUGUACAUUUUGCGUUUGCCAGUUUCAUAAUAUGCUGCAGCCAGUAGGUCUUGUCAUUCAGUAUUGUGGCUUAGGAUUGAUUAUGUUUGAAAUAAAG